Messenger RNA from Cicer arietinum (chickpea), 2354 nucleotides. The record is from RefSeq and is a predicted model, not a curated record. Lineage: Eukaryota; Viridiplantae; Streptophyta; Magnoliopsida; Fabales; Fabaceae.
AAAAGAAAAAAAAAUGGCUCAAGAAGAGGUGAAAAGGUCACCUUCUAAAAAAUAUGUCAUGAUUCAAUCUACAAUAAAGUUAUUGAUGGUGCUAGUCUUUCUGGGUUUGAUUUUCAUUUUCAUAAUGAUGCCAACAAAUACUUUUAAGAAAAUAUGGAUUCCUCAAUUCCAAGCAAAGACUAAUUCCACCUAUUUUGGUGCACAAGGUUCAAGGAUCCUUAUGUUCACUUUUCCAGUCUUAUUAAUGGGCACUUUGGGAUGUGUCUAUCUCCACAUAGCAAAAAUCUCAAAUGAGAGCAACAUUGAAGUUUACAAUGGCAAAAAACACGAAGCAAUUAGCAUAUGGAAGAAUCCAAUGGUUGUAAAAGGGCCUCUUGGAAUUGUUUCUGGCAUAGAGAUGACAUUUUUGGUUAUGUUCAUUGCACUUCUUGUUUGGUCCUUUGGAACUCCUUUGUAUAACAACUUUGCAACUAUCACUUCAAAAUCUGCUGCACAGGAUGGCGAUAAAGUGUGGCAAGAGAAAUUGGUAGUUGUGGGAUCAAGGGCUGGUGCUGUUGGGAACAUAUGUUUGGCAUUCUUGUUUUUUCCAGUGACACGUGGCUCAUCUUUGUUGCCAUUGUUUGGACUGACUUCUGAGGGUUGUAUUAAGUAUCAUAUUUGGCUUGGACACGUGCUAAUGACACUUUUCACAUCUCAUGGCAUUUGUUACAUCAUCUAUUGGAUAUCUACUAAUCAAAUUUCACAGAUGCUGAAAUGGAACAAAGUUGGAGAAUCAAAUUUAGCUGGAGAGAUAUCUUUGCUUGCUGGCUUGUUCCUUUGGGUUGCAACCAUUCCUAAGAUUAGGAGAAAAAUGUUUGAGCUUUUUUUCUACACUCAUUACCUCUACAUUCUCUUCAUCAUCUUCUACAUCUUCCAUGUUCGUAUUUCCUUUACCUACAUGAUGCUCCCCGGUUUCUACCUCUUCUUGGUCGACCGAUACCUGAGGUUCCUCCAAUCUAGGCGCGAAGUUCGUUUGGUUUCGACUCGUAUUUUGCCAUGCGAAACCGUAGAACUCAACUUCUCUAAGGGACAUGGGUUGACUUAUAAUCCAACAAGUGUGAUGUUCAUAAAUGUACCAAGCAUAUCAAAGUUGCAAUGGCAUCCAUUUACAAUUACUUCUAAUAGUAAAUUGGAGCGAGAAACGCUAAGUGUUGUCAUCAAAAGUGAAGGAACUUGGACACAGAAGCUCUAUCAGUUGCUUUCAAGUCCUUCCCCAAUCGAUCGCCUCGGAAUAUCGGUUGAAGGUCCAUAUGGCCCUGCUUCAACCAAUUACCUAAGGCAUGAAAGUCUUGUGAUGGUGAGUGGAGGAAGUGGCAUAACACCUUUUAUCUCCAUUAUUAGAGAGCUAAUAUAUCUUAGCACCACAUUCAAAUGCAAAACACCAAACAUUGUCCUAAUUUGUUCAUUCAAGAACACUUCAUGCUUAUCAAUGCUAGAUUUGAUCCUACCAAUUUCCAACACACCAUCUGAAAUUUCCAAUCUUCAACUUCAAAUUGAGGUCUACAUCACAAGAGACAAAGAAUUUAAAUCGGAUAUUCCGAUUCAUCCAAAAACAUUAUGGUUCAAGCCAAAUCCAACUGAUGUACCAAUACACGCUAUGUUAGGUCCAAAUAGCUGGAUUUGGCUUGGUGCUAUAAUCUCGUCUUCUUUUAUCAUCUUCCUUGUCAUAAUCGGGAUCAUUACUCAAUACUACAUUUUUCCAAUCGAUCAUAACACGAAUAAAAUAUUUUCAUUUCCCUUAAGGUCUUUCCUUUUCAUGGUAGUUAUAUGUGUGUUCAUAGUUGUUGUUGCUAGUGUAGCAGUCCUUUGGAAUAAGAAAAACAAUGGUAAAGAAGCUAAACAGAUUCAGAACUUGGAAGGUUCAUCGCCAACAAUGUCACCGAAUUCGAUGAUUUACAAUGCAGAUAGAGAAUUGGAAAGCCUUCCAUACCAAUCCCUUGUUCAAGCUACCAAUGUGCAUUAUGGUGUAAGACCUGAUUUUAGAAGACUUCUAUUUGAAAUCAAAGGGUCAAGUGUAGGAGUUCUUGUUUCAGGACCUAAGAAAAUGAGGCAGGAUGUAGCAGCCAUUUGUUCAUCUGGUUUUUUUGAAAAUCUGCAUUUUGAGUCCAUAAGUUUUACCUGGUGAUUUUAUUCAUUCUAAUUCAAAGAGUGCAAAACAUUCAUGAUCAAUCUCUAUAGUAGAAGCUAGUAGUCUCAUCUAGCUUUAUUUUUAUUGGCUUGAUUCAAAAUCUAUAAAAUUUGUUUGUCAAUAAUAAUUGUGUGUAUUAAUGUCUAGCAUUUAUUAUUUGAAUGAAGUUUAGUAUCUUGGUUUCUCA